GAGGCGGCGGCGGCGGCGGAAGCGGCGAGGGCGGCGGGCGUCCGGCUCAGAGGUGGUGUCGGCGGCGGCAGCAGCGGCUCUGUACUGGGCUCGGCUAGGAGCGAGCGAGGGUCGGGGGCGCCGGGUCGAGCGCCGAUCCUCCAGCUCGACCAUUCGCCAGUCGCCCAGACGCCUGGGCCGCGGAGUUUGUGUCCCGGCUCGGACCCCGGCGCCCAGCCCGGAGCCGUAACCUUGAGGCGGCGGCGGCGGGGCCGGGCCGGGCCGGGCCGGGGGGCGGCGGCGCUGGAUCCGCGGCUGCCAGAUCGUUGGCGGGAGAUGUCGAACCCCGGAACGCGCAGGAACGGCUCCAGCAUCAAGAUCCGUCUGACAGUAUUAUGCGCCAAGAACCUUGCAAAGAAAGACUUCUUCCGACUCCCCGACCCCUUUGCCAAGAUCGUUGUGGACGGAUCUGGGCAGUGCCACUCGACGGACACUGUGAAAAACACGUUGGACCCCAAGUGGAACCAGCACUACGAUCUAUACGUUGGGAAAACGGAUUCGAUAACCAUCAGCGUGUGGAACCACAAGAAGAUUCACAAGAAGCAGGGAGCUGGCUUCCUGGGGUGUGUGCGGCUGCUGUCCAAUGCCGUCAGCAGACUGAAAGACACGGGAUACCAGCGUUUGGAUCUAUGCAAACUAAACCCCUCAGAUACUGAUGCAGUUCGUGGCCAAAUAGUGGUCAGCUUACAGACGCGAGACCGACUGGGCACCGGAGGCCCCGUGGUGGACUGCAGAGGGCUGUUAGACAACGAAGGAACCGUGUAUGAAGACUCGGGCCCCGGGAGGCCGCUCAGCUGCUUCAUGGAGGAACCAGCCCCUUACACGGACGGCCCAGGGGCCGCGGCUGGAGGCGGGAACUGCAGGUUUGUGGAGUCCCCGAGUCAAGAUCAAAGAGUCCAGGCCCAGCGACUUCGAAACCCCGAGGUCCGAGGGCCCCUGCAGACGCCGCAGAACCGACCGCACGGCCACCAGUCCCCGGAGCUGCCUGAAGGCUACGAACAGAGAACCACCGUGCAGGGGCAGGUGUACUUCCUGCACACGCAGACUGGAGUCAGCACCUGGCACGACCCCAGGGUACCCAGAGACCUUAACAGCGUGAACUGUGAUGAACUUGGACCGCUGCCGCCCGGCUGGGAAGUCCGAAGUACCGUUUCCGGGAGAAUAUAUUUUGUAGAUCAUAACAACCGAACGACCCAGUUUACAGACCCGAGGCUGCACCACAUCAUGAGUCACCAGUGCCAACUCAAGGAGCCCAGCCAGUCGCUGCCCCUGCCCAGCGAGGGCUCCGUGGAAGACGAGGAGCUUCCCGCCCAGAGAUACGAGAGGGACUUAGUCCAGAAACUGAAGGUCCUCAGACACGAACUCUCCCUCCAGCAGCCGCAGGCCGGUCACUGCCGCAUCGAAGUCUCCAGAGAGGAGAUAUUCGAGGAGUCUUAUCGCCAGAUAAUGAAGAUGCGACCAAAGGACCUGAAAAAGCGACUCAUGGUGAAGUUCCGUGGAGAAGAAGGUUUGGACUAUGGCGGGGUGGCGAGGGAGUGGCUGUACCUGUUGUGCCAUGAAAUGCUGAAUCCGUACUACGGCCUCUUCCAGUAUUCUACCGACAACAUCUACAUGCUGCAGAUCAACCCAGAUUCUUCCAUCAACCCUGACCAUCUGUCUUACUUCCACUUUGUGGGCCGCAUCAUGGGUCUGGCCGUGUUCCACGGGCACUACAUCAACGGGGGCUUCACGGUUCCCUUCUACAAGCAGCUGCUGGGGAAACCCAUCCAGCUUUCGGAUCUGGAGUCGGUGGACCCAGAACUGCACAAGAGCUUAGUGUGGAUUCUGGAGAACGACAUCACGCCGGUGCUGGACCACACCUUCUGCGUGGAGCACAACGCUUUCGGGAGGAUUCUGCAGCACGAACUGAAACCCAACGGCAGAAAUGUUCCCGUCACGGAGGAGAACAAGAAGGAAUACGUGCGGUUAUACGUAAACUGGAGGUUUAUGAGGGGAAUCGAAGCCCAGUUCUUAGCUCUUCAGAAAGGCUUUAAUGAACUCAUCCCUCAGCACUUACUGAAGCCUUUUGACCAGAAGGAGCUGGAGCUGAUCAUCGGUGGCCUGGACAAGAUCGACCUGGACGACUGGAAGUCCAACACGCGGCUCAAGCACUGCGGGGCUGACAGCAACGUGGUCCGGUGGUUCUGGCAGGCGGUGGAGACCUUCGACGAGGAGCGGAGGGCCCGGCUCCUGCAGUUCGUGACUGGCUCCACGCGGGUCCCCCUCCAGGGCUUCAAGGCCCUGCAAGGUUCUACAGGCGCCGCGGGGCCCCGGCUCUUCACCAUCCACCUGAUUGACGCCAACACGGACAACCUGCCCAAGGCCCACACCUGCUUUAACCGGAUCGACAUUCCACCUUAUGAGUCGUAUGAGAAGCUGUACGAGAAGCUGCUGACGGCGGUGGAGGAGACCUGCGGGUUUGCCGUCGAGUGAGGGGGGAGGCAGCAGAGGCAGCUCCCACCGCGGCACCGUGCGCAGCGGGCCAGGCCCUGCGCUCUGCACAGCCCGGGCGAAGGCUCGCCUCCCUCCUUUCCGCUGGGGGAGCGAGGGGACGGGGGACUUGGGUCGGUGGCUCCCACCCCAGUUUUCCUCCUCCUGCAGAACUCCCACCCUCCAUCGCCCGCCAUCCAAUAAAACGCAGCCAGGUUUAGCACUGCUUCGGUCACACGGGGACAUCCUGCGACGGUUGUGACACUUAGGGGACAGGCUCGUUGCCUUGGGCGCUCUAGCGGAGGCGCGACCCACAGUCACGGAACUGAGCUUGGCUGACGAAGGGGCCGUCCCUGGUGGCUCUUACUGGCUCUUCUGUCUCCAAGCAGACCUGAGGUCCCUUUUCAAGUUCAGCAACUCAAAUUCCAAAUUUCACAUCCUAGCGGCCUGCUCUGGGUGGCAGAUUAAUUUCUAACUGAACAAUAACCAGAUAACAUAUGCUAAUUGGAAUUCCGCCCCAGCAGGAAGCUCGAGUCAAAAGUGUGCUUCCCUUUAGGAAAGGGAAGGAAGCUGGGGCCGCUGGCGCUGGAGGCCCAGGGAUUUUGUUUAAGGGGGUCCUGGCUGACAUGUUUGCUUUGCAUAGAGAAAAAUGAUCUUUCCGUUUAAGAGUCCCUUUAGCCGCGUUAUCGAUCCUGUUGGAGAUACUUUUUCCAGUGACACCACCACAUGACAGCUUAUAAAGGAACAGACCCAAACCACCUCAGACGCACGCGGCAGCGCGCGCCCCUCCUGUACCAGGAAGGGCGUCGACUAGGUCGCUCGAAUACUAACAAACCAUUUUGCAGAAAGUGCUAAGAACUAAACAACAGAAGUCUGUCAUCACGGCUGCUGGCUUGGUGCAAAUUAGCUAAAAGGGGAGACUGGCCACGAAUAACCUCCAUGACCGAAGCCGACCCCAACUCGGGGUGACUGUCUCACAAAGAGAAGGCGGUGGAUGAGAGCCCGAGGGCAGCGGGGCAGGUCCCCUCAACACCUGAGGGGACCCGCACAGCCACUCCUCCCUCCCUCCAGUCACUCGAUUUCACACGCCCUUUCCCAGUCUGCACGAAAGCUGAAACUGGUUUAACAAAGAGGUUUGCUUUCAGAGAGCUGCAUUUCAGUGGAACAAUCGCAGUGGCAGCGGAUUCCCGUGGGGGUUUUUGGUGGUUGUCUUUGUCCUGGGGGCAAGCACAGGGUAAUUCAUUAGCGAGACAUUUCACUGUUGCAAUUUUGUUGACGCUUCCCGGUUCAGUGCUGGGAUCCAUCGGUGGGUCUGAGGUGGGUUUGGAGGGGGCUCUGGGGCCACCUGUAAUGCCUGUUCUUUUUGUUCCUGGUACCUGUAGACAGUGCCGGGUUGGGAGGCGAACUUCCCUCUGCAUCUCGCUGUGGGUCUUUCGCUGGUCCUGGAGGCAGCCUGGGUGCUGCCGGCUGGGGGCUGCGGGGCGCCGGCUGAGGGCUGCAGGGGUGGGAGGAAGCCCCGCACCCGGGCUGCUUGCUGAGGUCCUGGGGCCGGAACGAUGCCGUUGGCUGCACAAGGACAACGUGGUCCAUUCGAUCAUCCAGGCCGGGCUGGGCUGGGCCCUCCCCGGUGCCGCCCGGCCUUGGGCUGCUCCUGUGUCCGGGUCGCGGCGGCACCGUUCUGGCGGAGGGCCUUCUAGAAGGUGGCUCCGCGGAGGCCCGCAGCCGUCCCUCGGGGUGGCCCUCUGGGGGAGUGCGGGAAGGAGCGGAGAGGUACAGACAGGCCCCCAGAUGGGUCUCCUCCCACCGGUGCCCCGGCUUUGCCGCGUGGGUUCGGCAGAAGCUGCGGGAAGAGGAAAGAAAGGAGGGUCUCGUGGUGAAAAGCCCCGGAAGCAGGACCGUGGCCUCUGACUGCUUUAAAACGGCGGCCUUCCUGCGGCUGGGGGUGGCCACGGACCGUCCCCUGUGGCUCUCCCGUCAGCGGCUCCUCCUCUGGCCGCCGGGCUCCGGCCGGGGUCUCUGCCUUCCCGCCCUUGGACUCAGGCCCCUCGCCGCUGAGCGGGGUGUGGCUGUGGCGGAGCCUGACGGCAGAACCUUCCAGAGCCCCAGCGCGCUCUCGGCCCGCACUCCUAGCACCUCGCCGUCCCCCGCGGACUGGGCCUUCCGAGCCCCCAAUGCUCGGGGCCCGACCUGCAGGCUUGGCUCACCAGCGGCCACCAGCCGACCCUCAGGGAUGCAGCGAACCACCGCUCCGCCGGCGCCUCGUCGGAAGAACCGGGGCUGCGGGGCGACUCCUGGCGGCAGAAGCGCCUGGAACCCCGGCCCCGGGCCCCGGCAGUGGCCCGAGCGGAGCUGUCCGAGAAAACGCCCCCGGCCCGUCUGCAGCCCCGGGUGCCGCCCGGCAGCCUUCCCAAAACAUAGUAUGAAUUUUUAAAAUUUGUUUAUUUUUGUUUCUCAACCACUUUAUAAUGUAUUUUUUAAUUUAUUUUGUAAUGUCUUGUUUUUAAGUAUUGCUGCUAUCCUUGUUAUUCCUCCCACUGUUUUUAUUGCUGAUUUAUUUUGUGAAAGUUGUACACUAAUGUUCUGUUUUAUGUCAAAUUCAAAAGUAUUUAAAGAAAUACUAGUUCUAUUUAAUGUGGUUGUGGAACCAGCUGGAAACACAUGAAACACACAGUGAUUGUACAGCAGGCUGGACCCCGGCGGUCAGGUUCAUUUUGUUACAUAUGCAAUAAACUCACGACUUUA
Phacochoerus africanus (Common warthog) is the source of this 5250-nucleotide messenger RNA. RefSeq names its product SMAD specific E3 ubiquitin protein ligase 1 (gene SMURF1). Gene Ontology annotation, biological process: ubiquitin-dependent protein catabolic process; negative regulation of BMP signaling pathway. NCBI's taxonomy places the organism in Eukaryota, Metazoa, Chordata, Mammalia, Artiodactyla, Suidae. Gene Ontology annotation, molecular function: ubiquitin protein ligase activity; protein binding. The coding region runs from base 316 to 2511 and encodes 731 amino acids. The transcript is spliced from 18 exons. The record is from RefSeq and is a predicted model, not a curated record.